GGCGACUUCUCUUUCAAAGGAAAGGUUACAUAGCAGAUGACUGGUCGGGUGAUGGUAUCUUCUUCCCCCACAGGAUGUGGAGUGAUUUAAGUUACACCUUUCUAGCCAUGUUUCGCAUUUGAAGCCGCAUGAGGAAUGGUUUCUCUCUGUUGGGCAAAUCUCCUUUGGCAGUUUAUCACAGUCUAGAAGAGCUCCUGUUUAGGGCAAAUCUCCUUUGGCGUUGAUUAUCCAGAAUAAAUACUAGUUUGAGCAAAAGCGUCCAUUAUAAGCAAACUAGCUAUUCUGGAAUAUUAAUUGUGGUCAAUAUAAGUGGCAUAUUCUGCUUUGUCGGGCAAAUCUCCUUUGCAAGGGAAGAGGCUUGUGCUUUUUCUUUUUUGGGGCAAAUCUCCUUUGGAAAGAAAGAUUUCACUUGCUAUGCAGGGCAAAUCUCCUUUGGCAACUUGUACAUGAAUUCUCUAUCGAGGGCAAAUCUCCUUUGGCAGUGACAGAAUCAGAUACAGGUCAAACUCCUGUAUCUUUUAUCUGGGCAGUUCUCCUUUGGCAUCAAGUUCUUGGGCUUAUCAAACAUAACGGCAUAUUGGUGAUAAAAAACCAGUUGGUGUCUUGUACGUUGAGUUUACUUAUUGUGAUAUCAUAAAAUUGUCUUUGAAGAAGUAAGUUCGACCAUAAAAUUUUUGGUUCUGUAUUAGUGGCUACCUAUUUGUCUCUACAAAUCAAUUUGACUUCUGAAAACAAACUUAGAGGAAUUACUGGCACCUCAUACAUUAUUUGGAAGAUUAUCUUGUGUAGAAAGAUUGGCCUGGUGCUUAUAUCAGAAUUUUUAGCUCGCGUGCCAUCUAUUCAGUCCCUUAUUAAUUCUAAACAGGAAUUUAAAAGAUGGAUAUGCUUGAUAUUGACUCAGACAGUGAGACCUACACAGAUACCAGUGACAGUGAGGACCAAGAUGACACUGAAUCUGCAUUUCGUGGGCAUGCUCAGAGCAUCCUGUCAAGUCUGGAUGAGAGCAUUGGGAAAAUCGAUGACUUUCUCACAUUCGAAAGAGGCUAUGUACAUGGUGACAUUGUCUGCUCCGUCACAGAUCCCUCAGGGCAGUUAGGCCGGGUCAUGGAUGUUGAUAUGAUCGUAGAUUUGGAGACGAUUUCUGGUGAACUGAUAAAGGAUGUAAACAGCAAGAAGCUUCUUAGGGUCAGGUCCUUUGCACCUGGAGACUACGUGGUUCAUGGGUCAUGGCUUGGAACGGUGGAGAGAGUAUUUGAUUUGGUUACAAUUUUGUUCGACGAUGGGGCACAGUGUGAAAUAUUGGUGAAAGACUCAGAAAUUUUAACGUCUCUUCCUCUGGACAUUUUCGAAGAUGCACCAUACCCAAAUUAUCCAGGUCAGCGUGUAAGGACUAACAUUCCAACAAUUUCCAAAUCAGCGAGAUGGUUGUGUGGCUCAUGGAAGGUGAGUCGAGAUGAAGGCACUGUUUGCCAUGUGGAAGUAGGAUCAGUGCAUGUUAAAUGGAUUGCUUCUGUCAUGAAUGCUCGGGGCAUCCAUUCAUCAACUCCUCCUCAUUACCAAGAUCCAACAAACCUUACUUUGCUGUCUUGUUUUGCAUAUGCUAAUUGGCAACUUGGUGAUUGUUGUAAUCUUCCAGUGGAUUACUUUCAUGAUACACAGAUGAGUGCUGAAAAGUCAGCACCUCUGAAUGCUGCCCCGAAUAACCUUACCAAAAUGCAGAAGGAAUUAGGAGUAAAUGGUCAAGACUUUAAGCAGAUGUAUGUCAUUGCAAAGAUCAAGAGCAAGGUUGAUGUCCUGUGGCAAAAUGGCGAGCACGCAUUUGGUAUAGACCCACAAACCUUAUUCCCAGUGAACAAUAUUGGUGAUCAUGAUUUUUGGCCAGAACAGUUUGUGUUGGAGAAGAUCAUAUCAGAGGAUGUGCAUGUUCCAAGGAUUCAACGCCUUGGGAUUGUGAAAAAUGUGGAUGCACAUGAACGGACUGUGAAUGUGAAAUGGAUAGCCCCUGAAGUUAAACAGGCUGUUGAUUUUAGAUGUGCAUCUAGUGUGGAGAUGGUUAGCGCUUAUGAACUGGUUGAAAAUUCUGACAUAUCCUUUUGCAUUGGUGACAUUGUGUUCAGACAUGUUCCAUGUUUUGAUUAUAUAGAAAAUAAUCUUGAGGUCCAUGGUUUUGGGCAGAGACAGAGGCAUAAUCUACCUGAGCAAGCACUAAACAGUACACUUGCAGGAAAAGAUGCUCUUCAAAAGAAGCACGUUGGUGAAACUCAUGAAGAAAAUUUUCAAGGUUAUUCAUCGUAUAUAGGCAAUGUCAUUGGUUACAAGGAUGAAGGUAUUCAAGUAAGAUGGGGUAGUGGUAUCAUAUCCAAGGUUCAGCCAUUUGAAAUAUUUGGAUUGGAUAGGCUUCUUGAUCCUGCUUCAACACCAUUAUCUCUUGAGGAAUAUGUUCCUGCAAAUGUCAGUAAGGAAACAGCUGAGCAAGAGAAACAAUUAGUGCAUAAGAAAGAAAAGAAGAUUGUAAACAAUGCCAGUGAAGAUCGCAUAAAGGAUGUGUGGAAAACUACUGUUUCUUUGUUUCCCCGAGCAGCUUUUGGAUUCCUAACAAAUGUCGCUACAAGUCUAUUUGGCUCUCGUGGUUCCACUUCUCUGUCUGGCUCAAAGAAAGAUGCUGAAUAUGAGAUUCUGGAGACAAAAGAACUUCAAUUGGAUCUAGAAGAUUUAGAUCCAAAAAGUUUGAAGCCGCCAAUAGAAAAAGCUAAACAAAGUGAACAACCAACAUUUUUACCAGGCAAUGACAGACCAGGAAUCUUCACGCAAUUUGAUACUGUUGAUGAUUGCUCAGAUCAUCAUUUUCUGAAUGGUAUUGGUGGUGGCUGGGUAUCAUCCCAGGGAACUAGAGGUUGGUUGAAGAAGGUACAAGAAGAAUGGAGCAUCCUAAAGAAAGAUCUACCAGAUAGUAUUUAUGUCAGAGUUUAUGAGGAAAGAAUGGAUCUCUUGAGGGCAUCGAUUGUUGGAGCACCUGGAACUCCCUACCAUGAUGGCCUCUUUUUCUUUGAUAUCUUCUUUCCUCCUGAUUAUCCUCAUGAACCACCUCUGGUUCACUACAACUCUGGCGGGCUUCGGUUGAACCCGAACUUAUAUGAGUCGGGAAAGGUCUGUCUAAGCCUUCUCAAGACAUGGAUGGGUACUGGUACUGAAGUCUGGAAUCCUGAAAGCUCCACCAUUCUUCAAGUACUGCUAUCGAUUCAGGCCCUUGUUCUCAAUGAGAAACCAUAUUUCAAUGAGGCCGGAUAUGACAAACAGAUGGGUAGAGCUGAGGGUGAGAAGAAUUCCAUCACGUAUAAUGAGAAUGCUUUUAUAUUGUCAUGCAAGUCAAUGUUAUACCUCUUGCAGAAGCCGCCUAAGCAUUUCGAGGCACUUGUGGAGGAGCACUUUACUCGUAGGUCACAUCACAUUCUUGUUGCCUGCAAAGCUUAUUUGGAUGGUGCCCAGGUUGGACAUGCUUACAAAUGUGGAAAGGUGGCAGAUGAAGGUCAUAAGCACUGUUCCCAUGGUUUCAAGAUCAUGCUUGCAAAGCUUUACCCAAAGCUUGUAGCGGCCUUCAUGGAAAGGGGGAUCGAUUGCAGUCAGUUUCUUGAUGAAGUUAAUCAAUUUCCUGGUACAAAUUGCCCUGAUUCACCUGGCUUGCCUUGCACUGGGACCAUCGAAGGGGUUAGAUCUGGGGUUGAGGCCGGUGGUGAUGGAAGGUGGGGACUAGAUGUGGAGAAUGAUGUAGGUGCUGGGCUCACUCCAAGCCUUGCUAGCAACAAUAGGGUCAUUACUGGUGCGUUAGAAAUAGAGGUUUUGGAGGGCCCAUCAGAGGGUGUUCAUGCUCUCCUCAUUGCCAUUGACGGCAAGGACCAAAUAGUCGAGGUCACGGGUCGCCGUGGCGAAGGCCGGGGAAAAAGGGAGAUGGAUUCCCAAAGAACGCUGCCCUGUCCAAAACGCUUGCCGAUGGCGACUCUCUCGCUGCCUCCUUCCCCGCCCCCCAAGAAUUCUUGGGCGACUGUUAGGGUCCCUUCGAUCCCUCGCCCAUGGAUCCUUCUCUUUCUAGCAGCCCUCUUCCCUUCCUCCACCGUCUCCUCCUCCGCCGCCGCCGACAUCUCCUACGCCGACCACUGCGGCUCCAUCGUUCCCGAAUCCGACCCGGAGAACUUCCUCGUCGACUUCCCAGGCGCCCUCGGGCUCUCGAACGGUUUCUUCACCGGCCGGCACCGGAUGUUCGGCGACGACCGCGACGCCCCCUUCCCCGUCACCACGUCCUUCUACUUCCAUGCCAAAUCGCUCGACCCGGACCGGUUCCCCGGCGUUCUCCGGGUCGGCGGAACCCUAAUCAUCCGCGGUAGGUGGCACCGCGUCACCCGCCGGAAUCUCACCGAGGGCCGCUCCCUGCUCCACCGAAUCCGGCCGCGGUUUCCCAGGACCUUGGCACUGAAGGAUCGCGCUACCAUUGAUCUCCAUGGCUUCUGGUCUGAGGACGUGGGGAAGCUCUGCAUGGUGGGAGCUGGCCAUGGACGCUUGGGAGAAGGUAAACUUCUCUCCAUCACUGCUAUUUUUAAGCUCAACUACCCGAAGAUCUCGAACAUUUCUUCUAGUCUGGUUAGUGGGACUUUGGAGAGCUUGGACGUUGAUAACAGCUCAAAUCACUUCGAUCCCAUUUCGGUUAUAGCCUAUGCUCAGAAUAAGUAUGAGUUCACGCAGGUCUCCCCGGCUCAGAAAUCGUGUUCCAGGGUGAAUGAUCAGGAGGAGUCUUUAGGGCUUGAUUCUGGUUCCAUUUGCACUAAUCUCCAGAGGUAUUUGAGAUGGCCAUUUGUGAUGGAGUAUGGAGGCCAAUGCUCCAGUGGACGUUGUGUUCCUUUAACUAAAAGUUUAGGGUUUUCCCUAAAAUUUAUGUCUUUGAACCUAAUCCAGUGUUUGGAUGAUGGGAAAUUACAUAUGUAUGUAGAAUUCUCCAACGACACUAGCUUCGAACAUAGGAGACUUUUGGUGCCUGAGAAGACAUUGGUUGCUGAGGGUGUUUGGGAUCGAAAGAGGAAUAGGCUCUGCCUUGUUGCUUGCCGUAAAGUGAUUUCUAGCAAUUCCUUAGCAGUGAAUAUGUCUGUUGAUGAUUGCACAAUUAGGAUGAGCUUUUGGUUCCCUGCAGUGUGGUCAAUUGAGAGUCGGAAUACCAUUGCUGGGCGAAUGUGGAGUGACCAAAAUGAGAAUGCUUCUGGUUACUUCGACACAGUUUUUUUCCGGAACACUGAAAAGGAUUGGACUACUCUUCCAGUUCCUGGAAUGAAAUAUAACUACACUAAGAUAGAUGCGGCGAGUAAGUCCUGUGUAAAGGGCAGUUUGUGGAAUUUGAGUAAAAAGAAAUACCCUGUUUUGAAGUAUUUCGAAGAUUUUAGAUUUUAUAUUUCCGUGAGAAAUGCUGAGGGAAAGCGUACAAGGGGUUCUGCAAUGCCAGUGUCAAUUGGUGAGACAUUUGAUGAUGGAGGGAACCCAGAGCUUUUGCCUGCAGUGAAAGAGACAAAUCAUAGCCUUCAGAAUGUGAGCUACAAGAUAAAUUUUAUGUUUUCCGGUUCAUCUUCAUAUAUGAGCAUGCCAACAGAGAUCUCAGCAGAAGGAGUAUAUGAUGCUCAAACAGGGUCGCUCUGCAUGGUGGGUUGUAGGUAUCUGGAUUCCUCAGUGGUUGAAAAACAAGAGAAAACUGGCAUCGCGGUGGACUGUGGUAUUCUCAUCAGUAUCCAGCUUGCUCCCUUGAAUCCGAAGGAUGGUGACCAUCUUUCGGGCACGAUUAGGAGCACAAGAGACAAGUCAGACCCACUUUUCUUUGAACCUUUAGAGAUUAUGCCAAUGGGAAUGAACAGGAAUCGAGCAAUUGAGUCAAUCUGGAGAAGGAAAAUAGAAAUUACAAUGGUUCUGAUUUCUCUCACGCUUUCAUGUAUUUUCAUUGGGUUGCAGCUCUUGCAUGCGGUGAAGAAUCCAGAAGUGCUUCCUACCAUAUCUAUGGCAAUGCUUGUCAUUCUUACUUUGGGCUACAUGUUUCCCUUGGUUCUGAACUUUGAGGCUUUGUUCAUGAGCCGUAACAAGCAGAAUGUGUUAUCGUGGAGAGGUGGGUGGCUUGAGGUUAACGAGGUUAUAGUAAGAGUCAUAACGAUGGUAGCUUUCCUAUUGCAGUUGCGUUUUCUUCAAGUUGCAUGGACUGCAAGAUCAGCAGAUGAGGGCAAAAGGGACCUGUGGUUGGCUGAGAGGCAAGCUCUUCAGAUUUAUUUGCCUUUGUAUCUGGCUGGGGGACUGAUUGCUUGGUUUAUGCGCGUGAACAGUAAUCAGACUUCACACCGACAGCCACUUUUGACUGCUGCAAACCAUCAUUCAUUCUGGGAAAAUCUAGUAUCGUAUGCUGGAUUGAUUUUUGAUGGAUUUCUGCUGCCUCAAGUUAUCUUCAACAUUUUCUCAAGCUCUAAGGAUAAGGCUCUUGCCCCAUCCUUUUAUGUUGGAAUCACUGCGAUUCGGGCACUGCCUCAUGUGUAUGAUGCUUAUAGGGCUGGUCAUUAUGUGCCCCUUCUCAACUCAUCCUAUAUAUAUGCCAGUCCAAAUGAAGACUUCUAUUCCUUAGCUUGGGAUAUCAUCAUUCCUUGCACAGGAGUGCUACUUUCAGGGCUCAUAUACUUGCAGCAACGAUUUGGUGGUACUUUCUUUCUUCCUUGGAAGAAAAGGUCUGGAGGAUAUGAAACAGUUCCUGCAGUUACUUCCUCAGAUGUUCGAUGAAUAUUGUUGAAGGAAUGUGCCAUCGCAAUAAAAGGUAUGUUUAGCUGCUUUAACUCUUCCUUGUUUUGAUGAGUCACUUUAAGUCUUUCUUCAGUGUCCACCAUUAAAUCAGUCUAUUAUUGUGCAUGAAAAGUAACUAGAAUGCUGCAUGUAUUUUUUAUUAAAAAAAUAUUGAUAAAAUAUUAAUAAAAUUUGUUUUAUAUCCCUAA
Elaeis guineensis (African oil palm) is the source of this 6995-nucleotide messenger RNA. NCBI's taxonomy places the organism in Eukaryota, Viridiplantae, Streptophyta, Magnoliopsida, Arecales, Arecaceae. The record is from RefSeq and is a predicted model, not a curated record.